Molecule: messenger RNA, 3131 nt
Organism: Hemibagrus wyckioides
Lineage: Eukaryota; Metazoa; Chordata; Actinopteri; Siluriformes; Bagridae
Gene: pygo1
Product: pygopus family PHD finger 1
Exons: 3
Coding region: 402-1661 (419 amino acids)
Source: RefSeq, a predicted model, not a curated record
CGCGGCGGUUCAGACAGGGCUAACAUGCUAAUGGAGAGAGGGGUGGCGCGCCGUCUCUCCUCCACACGUCCUCCCCAAAUCCUCCACACGGGGCCGUUUAAAACGAGCCCUCACACAGACAGAAGCACUUUAAAACACUUCCGAGACGAGUUUGUGUGUAUUUGGAGAGGAGGAGAGGUGUUAGAGGAAAGUGGAAUAACCCGCACCUCCCUAAAGUUUUGAUAGUAGUUGCCGCUUUGCCAUGUCCGUGUCACAUAUACACACAGAGAGAGAGAGAGAGAGAGAGAGCGCAGUGAUUUAGCACUGAAGUAGGACUGAAGAAGAGCAGUUCCACCAUUUAAAGUUAAAUCUGGUUUGUUUUGGUCAUUUUUACUCCUCAGAGUCAUGUGAGGUGUCCUGUAAUGUCCACGGAGCAGGAUAAAGAUUCAUUAUCGCUGAAAAGAAACAGAGGAGGUGACGGUGGUCUGGACGGUUUCGGAGGGCCUGGUUUGCUCCUGGGGAGCCCGGAUAAAAAGAAACGCAAGCCGAAUACACAGGCGCCGUUGUUCACGCCCCUCUCUGAAUAUGCGCCUCCUCCGAACCCGAGCUCCGAUCACCUGGUGGCUUCCAACCCGUUCGAUGAUAACUACAACUGUCCUCAUGCGUCUCUGAAACCCCUGAACAACACCAACCCCUACUUCGGCCCGGCUCACUACCCGGGGUUCGGUGGUUAUGGGCCGCCUCGUAUGGUACCGCACAUCCAGAACAGGAUGCCUGCUCCUUUUGGGUCUCAGUUUCAGAUCCGGAACCAGCCACACCUGUUCGCCCAGAACCCGAUGGGCCCGAUGGGUUUUAACCGAGCACCCGGGUUCAACUACGCGCAUCCCGAGAACCCGGCCUUCGCUAUUCAGCCCAUGUUUCACAACAACGGUGGCAUGCCCCAGCACUUCAGACCGGGUCCUGGAGAGAGCAUCAGCCAGCUUUCUCUUUCUAACAUGAACCAGAACCACGGUCCAGAUCCGAUAUUCGGCCCGGAGGUGACAAUGGGCGGGAAUCGUCUUGUGGCUGUGAUGAAAUCCGGCCCAGAUAUGAGCCCUGGACUGAAUUUUGCCCAGCCUACGACGCCGAAACAGGAACCGGGCGAGAGCGGAAACAAGAACGCUACGCCUCCACGGAAACCGAGCCAGAUCUUAGAAGAGGGCGGAGCUCCAGAGAGCCAGACGGAGCUUAAAGCGAAAAACAGAUCUAAUGUCGAAGGAGGUGUGGAGAAGAUCAACGGUGUCCUUCACGCCAACACCGAACCGCUAAAGAAGUCUUCUCAGCCUGUCACGGAGAGCAGCGGCGAGAGGAACCGCCGGCCCAACAGCGGCAAAACCGGCUCGGCCAACAGCAAGAGAAAUCGCACGAGUGGCUCCGCCCCCUCCGAGCCCAUGUACCCAUGCGGGAUCUGCCUGGGUGAAGUGAACGACGAUCAGGAGGCCAUCUUGUGCGAAGCCUCGUGUCAGAAGUGGUUCCACCGUGUGUGCACGGGGAUGACUGAGACGGCCUACAACCUGCUGACCGCCGAGACGGCCGCCGUGUGGGGCUGCGACUCCUGCAUGGACGAGAAGGACGGAGCGCAGCUGCUCAAAACCAGGGAGGCGUCCGGCUCGGCUACGGCAAACAGCGAGGGACAAACCUGAGUGGUGUGUGUGUGUGUGUGUGUGUGUGUGUGUUGUCAUCACACACAUUUUAACAUGCAGAUCUUUUUUUUUUGUAGCAUAACUUUCUAAGUCUCAAAUCCACGCUUGAUUUUAUUAAAUCUGCUCCGGUUCCUAUUUCUCACUGAAGGAAUCUAAACGAAGCCGGCAAGACUUUCGGGGUUUUUUUUAUUAAAUCUUCACUCGUUUCUCAUAACUCUGUAGGUUCCAGGAUAUUUGUUUGUUUAAGCCCCGCCCCUUUAUCGUACAGGAGCCGGGCUGCGAUGCGUUCUGUAUCGGAAAUGCUUUACUGAGAUAGAACAGAUGCAUAAUAAUAAGAAAAAUUACGAGCAGGUGAUUCGAUUAGAAAUGUUUAAAUUAUGUACAAAGUGUAAAAUCUUUAUUUUUACAGAUUUAUUUUCCUCACUGCCUUGUGAGUGUGUGUGUGUGUGAGAGAGAGAGUGAGUUUGAGAAAGAGAAAGAGUGUGUGAGUGAGAGAGAGUGUGAGAGAGAGGGAUAGAGAGAGUGAGAGAGAGAGAGAGAGAGUAAGAGAGAGAGAGUGUGUGAGAGAGAGCGAGAGAGAGAGACAGUAAAUGAAUCUUCAGUUGCAGUUCCUCUCUCAGUGAGUGUGUGUGAUUUAGAACACUCCUCACCAUCUUUCUGUUCAGUUCUGAGGUUUCUCUACACCGUGUCUUCUGAGGUCAGAUGUCUUCCUGUGGCACAACCGCUCUCUCUCUCUCUCGCUCUCUCUCUCUCUCUCUCUCUCUCUCUCUCGCUCUCUCUCUCUCUCUCUCUCUCUCUCUCUCUCUCUCUCGCUCUCUCUCUCUCUGGGUGUCUCUCUCUCUGGGUGUCUCUCUCUCUAUCUCCUGCUGUAGAAAUUCAUUCUACCAUCUUUCAUUUUUCCUUUAGCUUUUCUUCCUUGUUUGCUCCUGGCCAAUCCUCCCCCUCCCCCGCCCCCAGAAGGCGGAGCAAGUGCUCUCGGCCCUCUUCCUCAUACUUCAGCUCUUACACAGCACCAAAGUAUCACUAUGAAUGACCAGAGAGAGAGAAUGCUCCGCUCACACAGACAGCACAUGGGCGUGGCAUCAUUACAUGAUGAUGUGAGGUAGCAGUGACCGUCUCUCUGGCCGCUUCCACACGUUUUUCUACUUUGCUUGUGCUCUCUUUCUUUCUUUUUCCCUGUGUGUUUCCUCCACUCUGCCGUUCCUUCUCUUUUCUCUUCAUGUGAUUGUGAUUAAUGUAGCAGAGAGAGAGAGAGAGAGCGAUGACAAUAAUAAUGAUGAUGAUAAUAAUAAUGUACGUUUAUUAUGCUAUAGCUUGUGCACUAAAAUGCUUCUGUAUGAUGGUUACACGGCAUUUCUUUCUCUGGAUUAUUCUGUUUUAUAUGAGAGUUUGCUACUUGAAGGUUAGGAAAAAAAUUGUACAGAAUAUAUCCAGGAUUUAUGAAUGGUAAAUAAAUGGAUUUAUAUCGCC